Molecule: messenger RNA, 2301 nt
Organism: Cannabis sativa
Lineage: Eukaryota; Viridiplantae; Streptophyta; Magnoliopsida; Rosales; Cannabaceae
Product: monocopper oxidase-like protein SKS1
Exons: 9
Coding region: 293-2077 (594 amino acids)
Cellular component (GO): plasma membrane
Molecular function (GO): copper ion binding; oxidoreductase activity
Source: RefSeq, a predicted model, not a curated record
GGGAGAGGUUUAAGAGAAAGAAACCAAGUGAAGAGACAGACAAAUAGUAUUCUCAUCCAAAUAAACACCUCAGAGACCUUACUUUUCUUCUCUCCAACACCUCAGACAAAUAUAUAUAUAUAUAUUAAUACAUAUAUCUAUAUAUAAUAUACUGCAAAACUCAGUAGUCUUUGCCUUGGUUUUGAUAAAUGUAAAAAGACAAAGAGGACUGAAUUUCUUCUCAUACAUAUUUAUAUAUAAAGGAUUUGUUUUCCUUUAUCAUUCGUAAUUUUAGCUUACUGGGCGUCUUUCAAUGGCUUCGCUUAAGGGCUCUGUGUUGUCCUCCGUUUUUGGGUUCGUCUGCAUUGUUUUGUUCUCAAAUAUCUGUUUCGCCGCUGACCCCACCAUUUCUUACGAGUUCCAUAUCUCUUACAUCACUGCUUCUCCUCUUGGUGUUCCUCAACGGGUUAUAGCUGUUAAUGGGAAGUUUCCAGGUCCUCGAAUAAAUGCCACCACAAAUAAUAAUGUCCUUGUUAAUGUCUUCAACAAAUUGGAUGAGAAUCUCUUGAUUACUUGGCCUGGGAUCCAGUUGCGAAGAGAUUCAUGGCAGGAUGGUGUUCUUGGUACCAAUUGUCCCAUUCCUCCUAAGUGGAAUUGGACUUAUGACUUUCAAGUUAAGGAUCAGAUUGGUAGCUUCUUCUACUUCCCCUCUAUCAAUUUCCAGAGAGCAGCAGGUGGCUUCGGCUCCUUUGUCAUCAACAAUCGACCAGUCAUAUCCAUUCCUUUCGCCCAGCCUGAUGGUGAUAUUGAAAUCUUCAUUGGAGAUUGGUAUAUCAGAAAUCAUACUGCAUUAAGGACAUCUUUAAGUGCUGGGAAAGAGCUUGGGAUGCCAGAUGGAGUUCUCAUCAAUGGAAAAGGGCCAUAUCGUUACAACAACACUCUUGUGCCUGAUGGUAUUGAACAUGAAACCAUCAAUGUUGACCCAGGCAAAACUUAUCGACUUCGCGUGCACAACGUUGGAGUUUCUACAAGUUUAAACUUCAGAAUUCAGAGUCACAAUAUACUUUUAGCCGAAACAGAGGGACACUAUACUAUGCAACAAAACUACACUGACUUCGAUAUUCAUGUUGGGCAGUCUUAUUCUUUCUUGUUGACCACUGAUCAGAAUGCCAGUACCGAUUACUAUAUUGUUGCCAGUGCUAGGUUUGUAAAUGAAUCUAUUUGGCAAAGGGUCACAGGAGUUGCAGUCCUGCACUACUCUAAUUCUAAAGGUCCAGCCACUGGUCCUCUCCCCGAUCCACCAAAUGAUGUGUUUGACAAAACAAGGUCGAUGAAUCAAGCAUUGAGUGUCAGGCAAAAUGGAUCAGCCAGUGGAGCUCGGCCUAACCCCCAGGGUUCAUUUCACUAUGGCUCCAUUAAUAUCACUGAUACGUAUGUUAUUAGGAGUUUACCACUAGUAACAAUCGGUGGUUCUCGACGAGCUACACUUAAUGGCAUCUCUUUUCUCAAUCCCAAGACUCCAAUGAGGCUUGCUGACAAGCAUAAACUUAAAGGAGUUUAUAAGCUUGAUUUCCCCAAUAGACCUCUUAAUAGACCACCUCGAAGAGACAUUUCUGUGAUUAAUGGUACUUACAAGGGAUUCAUGGAAAUUAUAUUCCACAACAAUGAUACCAUAAUGCAGAGUUUCCAUAUAAAUGGCUAUUCUGGUUUUGUGGUCGGGAUGGAUUAUGGUAAUUGGACAGAGGACAGUAGAGGUAGAUAUAACAAGUGGGAUGCCAUCUCUCGCGCCACUAUUCAGGUAUACCCGGAGGCAUGGACAGCAGUUCUGAUAUCUCUUGACAAUGUUGGAGUAUGGAACAUACGAUCUGAAAACCUUGACAGAUGGUAUCUUGGGCAAGAAACAUACUUGAGAAUCAUCAAUCCGGAUGAAAAUGGCGAAACAGAGUUUGCUCAGCCUGAUAAUGUUUUAUUCUGUGGUGACCUAGCCUAUUUGCAAAAGGAACAGAAACAUAAUUCGGCCAUUUCGAUUUCAAGGGAAUUCUUGAGGCUGCCUUUAACUCUACUGAUUGCAUUUUUCGUUUUCACCAUAUGUAGUUGAUUGAUGUUUCUCUACGAUUGAUUGUCGUUGAUAUGGUUUUGUUCUUGUUUACAAUUCCUGGCAGUAGCACUGGCAACUGUUUCUUUUGGUAAUGUGAGUAGUUGCUGUUGGGUUUACCAUACAAACAAAUUUAGUUUAGGAUUGGGAAAAAAGAGUAAGAAAUUCUAGUGAUUAUUUAUUUUCCUUGUUUGGUGACGUUUUAUUAAUUGUUCAUGUUAAUUGUC